CCUAUACUAGGGCUGGUAAUCGGUCGGUUACCGAUUAUCGGAAUACCGAGAUCCCUAAAUAUGCUACCGCCAACUGAUACUGAGUUAAAUUCGGUUAACCGGUUUAUCGGUUAACGGUUACCUUACCGGUUAGCCGGUAACCGAGAAGGGAGAGGGAUGGGGAUGGCAUUUAUAUAAAAAAAAAAACCUAACUCUGCUUUCAUCGCCCAAAAACCCAAAACUUGUUCACCAUUAAAUACAACCCCACAACCGUUCCUCUUCCUUUUGCCGAAAAAUGGAGUGUGUGAAGAAAUCCAGGCGUUCCUCUUCAUCUUUCUCUUCCUUUCCCAACGCCAACAACAUCGAUCCGCACCAUAAUCCUGUCGCCGCUUCCAAGCGUUCUCGAAAAGACUCAACAUAUCAAGUCCAGAAGACAUUGACGACUGAAGAUCCUCUAUCGCCGCUUCAUUUUCAUCUCCAAGCCUCUAUCACCGCUUCGUUUUCCUCUGCAUGCAGUCAUAUUCAAGCCUUCCUCUCCUCUUCGUUUUUUCGAUUUCUCAACCCUCUAUCGCCGCCGACUAUGAAGUUUCCCCUGGCGGUUGUUGCGUGCUGGUGGCUGCGGAGAAAACGAUUGGAGCAGAGAGCUGGAAUCGGGAAUCGCGGGUUCUCCACAACGGUUGCGGGGGCAAAAGAGGAGCGGAAAAAUGGCGGUGGUUGGGCGAAUAUCAGAUUUGGCGGCGUAGUGGCUGGGGAGACGUGCGGUGGCCGGUGGUGGCUGGGGGGAUUCAUUUGAUGAAGAGAAAGGCAGGCAGGUAGGGAUGGCAAUGGGUCGGGUUGGAUCGGGUUUUGCCAAACCCAAAUCCAAACUCAUGGGUUUAUCCGUGAAAAAAACCCGGGGUAAAACCCACUGGGUUUGAAAAACUCAAACCCAACCCAACCCGUUGGGUAUCCACGGGUUCAUGGGUACCCACGGGUUUUUGUCGUAAAAAAUUCACAAUAACAAAUUCCUAUCAAAAUUAAAGUCAAAUAUCAAUCUCUCAAUACAAAUUAUCCAUAUAUAAAACACAAUUCUUGAAAAUUCAAGCAAAUCACAAAUUAACUACACAAAUUGUUCAACACCAAUCUAGAAAACUCAAGAAAAUUGAAGCAAAUCACAAAUUAUCCAUAAAUAACAUGAUUAAUCGAAAGCUUCUUCCUUUCAAUUAAGUUUUUCACUCUCCACUCAAUAACAUCAGCUUCAUUCUACAUAACUAGAAAGAAAAAAUUAGACUUGUCUCCACAAACAUAAAUAAGAUUAGUUGUUUAGAAUAUUAAAUAUGCAGAGAAAAUUAAUUAUAUGGGUGUGGGCGGGUACCCAUGGGUCGGGUUUACCUAAACCCAAACCCGACCUAACUCGGUGAAUAGUGAACGGGUUUAAACCCAAACCCGGCCCAAAACCCGUCAACACGGAUUUUACCCGCGUUGACCGGGUUGGGUCGGGUGGGUACCCAUGGGUUCGGGUUUUGUUGUCAUCCCUACAGGCAGGGCGUAGCGCAGGGGAAGUGGAUUGCAAAAUCAGAAAGAAAAGGGCAGGUAGUCUGCUGCCGUUUAGUGAAUGGGAGAAGUAAUUUCGGUAUCCGGUUAAUAUGGUAACCGCCGGUUAUUAACCGGCACCUAAACGGUACACCGUUUCCAUCAUAAUCCCCACCGAAUACCGGUACCGCCCGGUUACCGGUCAACCGAAUACUGCUGGUUACUGGUUCGGUAAACGGUUAACCGGUAACCAGAUUACCGGUUACCACUCCUAUCCUAUACUUACCUACUUUCAAUAUAACUGUAUAGUAAACAAUGACUAACUAACCUUUACAUGUGUUAAUCACAGGGCAUUAGUCGUUAAGGUUGUGUCUUAGUCAAAAUGAUGUAGAAAGGAUAGUAUCCUUUCUACCGAUUGACCUCUAAUAGCAUCAACAUUUGUAAGGUUACCAUUACCCUUGUGCUAAUAGAGUUGGGUUGUUGUUCAUCCAAACUUCAUCUAUUUGAUUCAAUACACCUAACUUGCUUAUCAAGACCAACAACAUGUAUGUAGACAACCCCUUAGUAAUACAUUUGCUGGUUGAUAUCAUGUGGAUAUGUUUUAUAGAGUAAUCACACCAAACCUCGAUAUUUUACGAGUGAUAUGUAGAUCAACUUCAAGGCGUUUAGUUGCUCCUGAAAGACAUAAUAUUCAGCAAUAUAAUUCUAUCAAGGCC
Messenger RNA from Linum trigynum, 2207 nucleotides. The record is from the annotation of a GenBank genome assembly. NCBI's taxonomy places the organism in Eukaryota, Viridiplantae, Streptophyta, Magnoliopsida, Malpighiales, Linaceae.